Molecule: messenger RNA, 1191 nt
Organism: Peronospora farinosa
Lineage: Eukaryota; Oomycota; Peronosporomycetes; Peronosporales; Peronosporaceae
Source: the annotation of a GenBank genome assembly
AUGUUGGCCAAGAUCUUUUCUCUACGUCGCACUAGCAACAAGAUACUACCGAUGCUUACUCUACUCAGCAGUAGGAACACCCACUCGCAUCCUGUGACUAUUCUCGUGAAGAAUAAACAUCAACAGACGCGUCAUGUGACACUAGCGAUCUCAGCCGUAGCACUCACGUCUCUGAUUGUGAGUUAUUCGACCUCUGCAUCUUCAGAGUCGGCCACCAAGUCAUUUGAUCAAGCAAGUGCUGAGGAUUAUCUGUACCCCUGUAUCCAACCGUUUAACACGGGAACUCUUCAGGUCUCUCGAAUGCAUGAACUAUACUAUGAAGAAUGUGGAAAUCCAUACGGUAAACCCGUUAUCAUGGUCCAUGGGGGCCCGGGUGCUGGUUGUUCGGACAAUAUGAGACGGUACCAUGAUCCACGGAUGUACCGUAUCAUUUUACUGGAUCAACGUGGUUCGGGACGUAGUAAACCUCAUGCAUCACUUGAAGACAAUACAACGUGGCAUUUGGUGGAAGACAUGGAGAAACUGAGACGUCAUUUGGAGAUUGACAAGUGGCAGGUCUUUGGGGGAUCUUGGGGCAGCACGUUGUCAAUUGCUUAUGCUAUUAAACAUCCAACACAAGUGACGGAAUUGGUCUUGCGUGGGAUUUUUCAUCUUCGUAAACAAGAGAUUGAGUUUUACUACCAGCACGGAGCCAACUUCAUUUACCCGGAUCGCUGGGAGGCGUACCGUGAUGCUAUUCCAGAGGAAGAGCGUGGUAAUUAUUUGAUGGCAUACCAUAAACGCCUUUCCAGUGACAACCCAAAGGUCCGAAUCCCUGCAGCACUUGCCUGGACAACGUGGGAAAAGACCACUAGCAACUUGAUCCCUCCGACGGAUGCUGCGGACAAGUCAAUGAAUGAAGAAAAGUUUGCGGAAGCGUUUGCUCGUAUUGAGAACCAUUAUUUCGUUAACAAGGGCUUCUUUCCUAGUGACGAGUUUUUGAACGAGAAUGUCGACAAGAUUCGUCACAUUCCUACGGUUAUCGUUCAGGGAAGAUACGAUGUCGUUUGCCCGAUGAAGACGGCCUGGGAUUUUCACAACGCUUUCCCGGAGGCUGACUUCCGCGUGGUGCAGACCGCCGGCCACUCCGCUAUGGAGUCCGGUAUUGCAAAGGAGUUGGUGGACGCUACCAACAAAUUCAAAAACUUGUAG